AACUCCAGACUCCACAUCAGCACUCCCCACAAAGGGAUGCCCCACAUGUAUCCGUCGCACACACACAAGUACUUGACAUCCCUCCGCUCGAUUUCUACAUAGGUUCUUGCUCGCCUGCGACAACAAACCCCGUCUGUCCACACAACUCCCGAAAUUUCAGUCAACAUGGCGGGUCUGGAAGCAUUGAAAGCCGCCCUCAUUCACGACGGCGGCAUAGAGGAGAAGGUUGAAGUGAACCAGCGGCACCUGAUAGAUAAGAUUCUGGCUCGCUACAGUCAGGAGUACACUGUAUUUAGAGAGCUAUUGCAAAACUCUAACGAUGCUGGGGCGAGCAACGUGGAAAUCAUAUUCAGAACAGAGGUCAAAAGCAGAAGCUUCUGGCAAGGGGGCAACAAGCGCGUUGUGACUUCUGUGACAUAUAAGAACAAUGGACGACCGUUCAGCGAGGAGGACUGGUCAAGGCUGCGGAAGAUAGCAGAGGGCAACCCGGAUGAGCAAAAAAUCGGAUUUUUCGGCGUAGGGUUCUACUCUCUGUUCUCAAUAUGUGAAGAACCAUUCAUCACCAGCGGCAAUCAAUCGAUGGCCUUUCUAUGGAAAGGCGAUAUGCUCUACACAAAGCGUGGCAUCCUCCCGCCCGAAGCAGUAACCCCCUGGACCACAUUCUUUCUCGUGAUGAGGGAUCCUAUCGAUAUCCCGGAUACCGACCAGUUCGGGAGGUUUUUAGCAACAAGUAUGGCCUUCACAGCGAACCUUAAGGCUGUUGAAGUACAUGUGGACUCUUCGUGCGUCAUGCACUUCGAUAAAAAGAUCGCGCCGCCACGGCCCUUGGCAUUCCUCCGGAAAUCGUAUACCCUCACAUCACCAAACUCGAUAUUCUCGCUGGAAUCUGUGGAAGUGAAAACUGUGCAGCUGGAUGUUGAGAUUAAGGAUGGGGAUAAGGACGCAACCGCACUGCGGCUAUUCGCGCGCGUAGCAACAGCAGCUUUGGCCGUUCGGGCGAGCAACCUCGUGAAAGAGAUGGAACGAACAACCAAAAAGAAGCCGCCAGCUAGGACGGAAAUGCACAUGUUGUGGUCCAAUCAUGACGAGUAUGAGAGUUCCACGACCCUCCGAUCGCAGAAUAACAACAUUUUCAACGACCUCGUACCAUUAGUUGGCGAACAGGGCCGGAUCUUCAUUGGGUUCCCUACAUACCAGACAACAGGGUGUACAGCGCAGCUCGCAGCGCACCUCAUCCCAACCGUCGAGCGCGAGUCGAUCGACUUCGUCGACCCGACUCUGAAUAUGUGGAAUCGGGAGCUGUUGACCAUGGGCGGGCUGCUGGCCCGUAUCCUAUACGACGACAAUAUGGAAGAAACGCAGCGGCUGUACAGCGCGAUGCAGCUGGACGCUACGAGUACGCUCUGGUUGGAGAAGAAGGCGGUGCAUGCGAUGAUUGGGUUCCACUUCAAGGGGUCAACACCGUCACCGCUGGUAGGGCGGAUAUUGGGGACGUACUUCUCGCAGAGUGCGGUCGCGCCGGUAAAGAUCAUCUCCUCGGUAGGGAUCCGGCCACUGGUGGACGUCCGGCUACCGGAUGCAGCCAUGAUGGAGUUUUUGAAGGAGACGCCGGUAGUACCACAGCUCGCAAUGACAUCCUGCACGGACUUGUUGAACCAACUGGAGGUCCGCGGGAGUAUCCGCAAGGUGGACAUCACCGAUCUCCUCACCGAGCUCGCCAACCGCCCCUUCACGGAAGACGAAACCAUCGCUCUGCUCAAAUGGUGGCUCACCCAUCGGCGAUCCCACGCGGUGAGCAGAACCGACGUGGAGAACCUCGUUCGCGCGGCCCUGGUGCGGGAAAUCGGCAUGAACGGGAAAGACGAGACGAUCCGCCCGUUAGCAAAUAUCCGAUUCCAUGCCCCGAAACAUUUGAUCCCCGCCGACCUUCCCGUCCCGGACACCUGUCUCUCACGCACUAUCGGGAAUAACUUCCAAAAAGGCGAGUUGGAGGAAGGCAUGGCGUUCGGAUGGCAAGAACUUCCCUUCUCAGAAUGGACAUCCUUCAUCGUCACCCACCCCCUCUUCCAAUCCGACCCGGCGUUCGUCGAGAAGGCCCUCGGCGUAUUCAGCCGGCACUACGGAUCCCUCCGAACGAAUGUGCGCGAACAGGUAGUAGCGAUCCUGAAAUCCAAAAAGUGCAUCCCGACGAAACAGGGCUUGCAGCUCCCCACCGACAGUUAUUUCCCGAAAGUGACGCUAUUUCCUGACUUGCCGGUGUUGCACUUGGAGCAUUCGAAGCAUAUAAGUGAUGUGUUCUUGAGGGCGCUUGGGGUUAGGGAGCAUGUGGAGCUGCAGGUUGUGUUUAGUCGGAUUAAUAAGUUGAAUUGGGAUCAGGUUCAGUUGGUCAAAUACUUGGCAACAUGUCCCCUCCAACCUGAAGAAAUGGAACGACUGCGCGUAACACCCCUAUUCCCCAAAGAGCUGCCAGAGGGCUCGCCACCGACCCGUGACAGAUACAAAGCAUCCGACCUAUACGUUCCCGACGACAAACUGCGGGCCUUCAACCUCCCAAUCCUGGAAUGGAAGGGCAAAUGGAAACCUAACACGCCCGAAGCAAAAGUCCUGAAAAAUUUAGGAAUCCGCACCCAUAUCCCGGUUGACGAGUUUACACUACUGGUCAGCCAAGCCACCCCGCCGAUGCGGAAGGAGAUCUUCAAAUACUUUAUCGAGAACCAUAAAACCGUCUACGCGGGGCGGUACAAUGCGUUGAAAGUCAAAACACCGUUCCUCCCCGUCGCAAACUCCGACAAGCUCGCCCUACCAAGCGAGUGCUUCUCCGACCCGGCCUCGGCAGUGCUGGGGUUCCAGAUCUUACACCCGGAUCUAAGGGAGGAGCGCGAAAAGUUUGGCGUGAGAGAACAUCCACGUCCCGAAGCGCUGCUGGAACGACUACUGGCCCACCCGCCCGAUAUCGUUGCCGCACCAGCCGUGUUUGGGUACCUCGCAGCGCGCAUCUCCGAUUUCGACGUGCAACAUUUCCGAACCCUCGCCGCCCGCAAAUUCGUGCCCAUCGCGUCCUCGUCGUCACAGAAAGGUAACGCCAAGUCACCCAGCGCCGCAUCCACAACCUGGGUAGAGCCCGACACAGUCUACUUCGGCACACCUGACGCCAGCGCCUACAAAGAUCUCUUCAAAUACGUCGACUUCUCCCUCCCCGCGAACAACUUCCUCCGCGCCUGCGGCACCCGCGACGAACCCUCCCCCAGCGAACUCACCCGCUCCCUCGUCACUUCUCCGGCCGCCUUCCUUGAAACCCUCGGCCACGAAAAGUACCUCAACGCCCUCCGCACCGUUGCGACGCAUUUUGAGGAAAUUAGGGGCAAUGCGAAGCUGUUGAGUGCGAUGAGAGCGGCGCACUGGUUGAUUGGGAUUGUGGCGAGUGGUACUGGGGAGGGCGAGGAGGAGGGGACGUAUCAGGUGAAGCUGGCGAGGGCGGUGGAUGUGUAUCUGGUGGAUGAUACCGUUGUCAGUCAGCUUUUCAAGCCACUUGGCGCCCCCGCCGACGAACUCCUCGAAAACUUCUACGCCCACCUCGGCUCCCACUGGCUCUCCACCGCCGUCAAAACCGACGAACGGCCCCGCGGUACCCACACCUUCACCCCCGCCGCCUCCGCCCUCCAAAAACUCAUCCAUGAACGCGCCCUCCUCCUCCUCUACGACGGCCAGUCCAUCCGCACGGGCAAGGAUAUUGUGGGCAAUGCGGAGGACAUCUUGCAGAAGUUGAAAGUGGUGCAGAUACCCGAGAUUGAGGUUGUCCGCACGUUUGGGAAGAUGACGAGGGUGGAACGUACUACUAGUUGUUUGAAGUAUGAUAAGGGGACGAGGGCUUAUUGGCUUUUUGUGGUGGAGGAGUAUGAUAUGUUUGAUAUUGCGAGAUCAAUCGGCCAAGUCAUCCUCCGCAACAGCCGCCUCAAAGACUCCCUCCUCCUCUCAACCCUCCUCUCCACCUCCGUUCAGAACCUCCGCCGGAAAGGAUUCCCUGUGGACCGUAUCCUCAAACUCACCGACAACAAAAUGAAACACGCGCAAGUCAUAAAGGAAAAACAACAACUCAAACAGGAAACGCCGACUUCGUCGCAGAAUACUCUGGACAGUCGCGAGUCGAGCGCUACCUCGAGCGUAGACACGUUGGAAGGUGGAUCUGCGACGUCCCCGGGCAAGAAAGGCUCCCCAGAAACGCUGAACGCAGUUCAAACCCUCGCGCAAAUGUUCCCAACCGCCGACCGCAAAUACCUCCGUGAGCAAAUCGACGCUGCGACCAAAACAGGCAAAUCGGUUACGGACGUUGCGAACGCGAUACUGGAGAGCGGAGAUACGUACCCGAAACAGAAGGAGGGUGGGGGUGGGAAAUCGGCUGUUAAGGAGAAGGGGGACGGACAUAGGGCGUCGAAUGAAGGGUUGUUUGAAGGGUUGUUCAAGAGUGGAAUCAGGAACAUGGUUGAGUUUGCGCAGAGUGCGGUGAGUCCCACUCGGGGACACGCGGACGAUGAACACGGCCAUGGACAUGGACCACAUACAGGACCACCGCACACGGGAUCGCACACCCAACCAACAUCCCCCAACACAGACCCAGCAACACCCACAUCCACAGCCCACCUCAAAUCCCACCUAGCCCAAUCCAUCGCCUCCCUCCGCGCCACGCGCGAAUCCGGCUUCCGCGCAACCAUCCCCCGCGACGCGCCCGCCCCACCCGCGGAAGUCACAUCCGCCGCACCCUCCGCCUGCGCCAUCCUCGCCGACAACGACCUCAAGUUCCUGGACCUGCUCGACGGCGUGCCCCUCUACAUCGACCGCGCGGCGUCCGAGGCGGCAGUGUCCAUCCUCCUCACGACCCGCCGCGACGCCCUCCGCCGGUUCGUCGCGAUGCUCCAGUUGCUCGCGACGGUCUUUGAAGCCGACCGGAGAGUCGUGCACGUCUUCUGGGACGAAGCCGGCCCCACGGUCGCGUUCAAUCGCGGCCGGAUGUUGUUUUUCAAUGCAAGGUUUUAUUUGGGGUUGCAUGAUUUUGGGGCGAGUGGGGGUGGUGCGACGCCGAAGGGGAAGGUGUUGCCGAGGAUACCCGGCGAGUGGACGGUGGCGACGACGCAGGGGGAUGGAGAUGGAGAUGCGGUGGGUGUGGGUGACGGCGGGGUACAGGCGGACGCGUAUUAUUAUUGGUUUUUGACAUGGUGUCAUGAGUUGGCGCAUAACCAGCAGAGACGGGGGUUUUCUAAACUAACGCCAUUUUUCACUUCGUUCCCCCCUCCCUUCACACAAAGCCAACACGACGCCGUCUUCGCCUUCUACAUGAGCUCCUUCGCCGAAACGUACAUGGGCCGGCUGGUUAAAGUUUUGCGGAGGAUUGGCGUAGAGAAGUAAUUCAUCCACAUCCCCACCCCAUCACACAUAUCCCACCCACUUCCGUAGCCCCCAUUUCCCCUACUCCAGAUAUUUUCAUCUCGUCUUUUUGGUAAUGAGCAGGCGUUUCUCGAAAAACAC
Messenger RNA from Fimicolochytrium jonesii, 5520 nucleotides. RefSeq lists its product as uncharacterized. The transcript has 8 exons. The record is from RefSeq and is a predicted model, not a curated record. NCBI's taxonomy places the organism in Eukaryota, Fungi, Chytridiomycota, Chytridiomycetes, Spizellomycetales, Powellomycetaceae. Gene Ontology annotation, molecular function: ubiquitin binding. Bases 166 to 5400 code for a protein of 1744 amino acids.